AUGAGGGAAGAAGAAGAGGCCCGUCUCUCCCAGAUCCAGGCCGAUCUCGACUCCACAUCCACUGCAUCGACUGCCCUCUCCAAAGUUCGAAUCGACGAGCUUCUUAUAUCAGCGAUUCCAAAGAAGAAGGGACAUUAUGUCGGUUUGGGUCGUCGAUCCAAGUCGACUCCUUCUACAUCCCAGGUUGAUCCUAUGCUGAUAGAUCAACUGAAGGAUAAGGAUGCCCGCAUCGCUAUGUUGGAGGCGAAGAUGGCGGCUCAAGAGGCUGCUAGUAAGGCAGAAAGGAGGCGGAGUGAGAAGAUGAUGGAGGCGUUCUUGAAGCAAUUCCCAGAGCAUAACUUCGACAACGACGACGACGAGGAGUAG
This is a messenger RNA of Eruca vesicaria subsp. sativa (arugula), 366 nucleotides long. The record is from the annotation of a GenBank genome assembly. Lineage: Eukaryota; Viridiplantae; Streptophyta; Magnoliopsida; Brassicales; Brassicaceae.